This is a messenger RNA of Paraphaeosphaeria sporulosa, 1833 nucleotides long. RefSeq names its product PLP-dependent transferase. Gene Ontology annotation, biological process: L-aspartate biosynthetic process. The transcript is spliced from 2 exons. Gene Ontology annotation, molecular function: L-aspartate:2-oxoglutarate transaminase activity; pyridoxal phosphate binding. Bases 151 to 1557 code for a protein of 468 amino acids. Lineage: Eukaryota; Fungi; Ascomycota; Dothideomycetes; Pleosporales; Didymosphaeriaceae. The record is from RefSeq and is a predicted model, not a curated record. Gene Ontology annotation, cellular component: cytosol.
ACUCUUGGGUUCCCGUCUCCGCGACAGCAAGCGCCGCGUUGGUCCACUCUGCGCGUUUCCAAGCCCACCCUCGCCUGAUCAUCUUUGCGGGGUUAGCGUGCAGCUGGUGGCAGGCGGUGUGGCACAUAAUACAUAUCUGGAGCUGGCAGUAUGCCCGCAUCACCUCAUUACAAUUCCUCCCCCUCCUCGCUCUCUCCUCAAUCCCGUCUCUCCCAACUAUCUCAACACAUCGCUCCAAUGACCACCACAAGCUUCAGCGCGGAGGUUGUCCCGCAGGCGCCCGAAGACCCGCUCUUCGGGCUCAUGGCAGCGUUUCGCCGCGACGAGGACCCCAAAAAGGUCGACCUAGGCAUUGGAGCCUACCGUGACGACAAUGCAAAGCCCUGGGUCCUGCCCGUCGUCAAGAAGGUGCGUGCGAACAGCUGCAGACGGGGAGAGCUUCCCAACAGCUCAAGGUGGGAUGCUGACAGCUCGCUCCAGGCCGACGACAUCAUCCGCAACGACCCCAACCUCAACCACGAAUACCUGCCUAUUGCAGGUCUCGCCGACUUCACUUCGGCUUCUCAGAAGCUGAUCCUCGGCGGAGACAGCCCCGCGCUGAAGGAGAAGCGGGUCACCAGUUUACAGACCGUCUCCGGCACCGGUGCAGUGCAUUUGGGCGCCCUCUUCCUCGCAAAAUUCUACAAGCCAGCUUCGAAGCCCACCGCCUACUUCUCAGACCCCACCUGGCCGAACCACUUCCAGAUCUUCUCCAACGUCGGCCUCUCGCACAAGACCUACCCCUACUUCUCCAAGGAGACCAAGGGCCUCGACUUUGAUGGCUUCUACAACUCGAUACAGAACGCGGACGAGGGCAGCAUCGUCGUGCUGCACGCCUGCGCACACAACCCCACCGGCGUAGACCUCACCCAGGACCAGUGGAAGAAGAUUGCAGAGGUCAUCCGCGCGAAGAAGCACUUCCCCUUCUUCGACACGGCCUACCAGGGCUUCGCCUCCGGCGACCUCGCGCGCGACGGCUGGGCCAUCCGCUACUUUGUCGAACAGGGCUUCGAACUCUGCAUCGCGCAGUCGUACGCCAAGAACUUCGGCCUAUACGGCGAGCGCGCCGGCUGCUUCCACUUCGUCACGUCGCCCUCGUCCGACGCCCAGUCCACGAUUGGCCGCAUCGCCUCGCAGCUGGCCAUCCUCCAGCGCUCCGAGAUCUCCAACCCGCCCGCCUACGGCGCGCGCAUCGCCUCCCUCGUGCUCAACACACCUGAGCUCUUCGCGCAGUGGGAGGAAGACCUGCGCACCAUGUCCGGCCGCAUCAUCGAGAUGCGCAAGGCACUGCGCAGCAAGCUCGAGGAGCUCGGCACCCCCGGCACUUGGAACCACAUUACCGACCAGAUCGGCAUGUUCAGCUUCACGGGCCUGUCGGAGCAGCAGGUCAUGAAGCUGCGCGAGGAUAGCCAUGUGUACAUGACCAAGAACGGGCGCAUUUCCAUGGCGGGUCUCAACACGAAGAACAUUGACUACUUCGCGAAGGCGGUUGACAAGGCGGUCCGCGACACGCAGUAGAUGCGGCUGCUGCAGGUACCGCUGCUCGCUCGCGGGGCCGGGAAUAGCCGCCUGGGCGCCCGCCGGCGAGCGUGGUGGGGCUGGCAGCAAGCGGACUUACGACUCGGAGCGCGCAGGCUUCGGGAUUGCAAACGCGCAUGCACGACACGAUAUCACGACCAUUAUACCGCGGAUGUAGAACUGUUGCGCUCCGGAUGGGCCGGACGCGUGGGUGGGUUGGGUUCGGGGGAAAAGGCAACGAAUUGUAGAAUUAGGCUAGGGGCACUGGAGCUCCGC